Alternaria arborescens is the source of this 798-nucleotide messenger RNA. RefSeq lists its product as hypothetical. The record is from RefSeq and is a predicted model, not a curated record. The transcript has 2 exons. Gene Ontology annotation, molecular function: aldehyde-lyase activity. Lineage: Eukaryota; Fungi; Ascomycota; Dothideomycetes; Pleosporales; Pleosporaceae. The coding region runs from base 1 to 798 and encodes 265 amino acids. Gene Ontology annotation, cellular component: cytoplasm.
AUGGCUUCUUCAAUCGCCCCCAACAACCUCCUCAGUAAUGCAGCGCAAUCGAGGAUAUGCACCGCAUUUGGUAUCAAGAUAACGCCGGAUACAUCGAUAGUACACAUUGCCAAAGCAGCUGGCUAUGACUCGUUGUUCAUCGACCUGGAGCAUACAGCCAUGACAAUCAAAGAUGCCAAUCAACUAUGCAUCACAGCAAACUCAGCUGGGAUCACGCCCUUCGUUCGCGUGCCACACCAGUGCGGUAAUGGAAUUCCGCUAGAAUCAUCUUUCUGGUACCGAAUAUGGCUGACAAAUAUGAUGUUAACAGAUGAUGCUCUCCGCGCGAUAAACAUCUCUAAAUAUCCUCCCAUGGGCAAACGAUCAAUCAGCGCCGGCUUCCCUCACUUCGAAUUCGCUCCCGUACCUACCACCACCAUGACUGCGCAGAUGAACACAACCGGCUCUACUGUCUUCAUUAUGAUAGAGACGGCGGACGCUCUUGCAGCUGUCGACGAUAUCGCCGCGCUAGCAGGCGCCGAUGUACUCCUCGUCGGCUCCAACGACCUAGCUUCAGAAAUCGGAACUCUGGGCGAUUGGGACGCACCAUGCUUCCUAGCCGCGCUGGAAAAGGUGGGUGCAGCUGCGAGAAAACAUGGCAAGAUUAUGGGUAUUGCAGGAUUGUACCAUAGGCCAGAUAUAUUGGAGCGCGUGAUCAAUGAGUUCGGCGCAAAGUGGGUAGUGGGUGCUCAGGAUGUUGGGCUCUUGUUGCAAGGCGGAACAGCAAACUCUGCUUUAUUAAGAAGUUUACAAAAGUAA